Xyrichtys novacula (pearly razorfish) is the source of this 8445-nucleotide messenger RNA. The record is from the annotation of a GenBank genome assembly. NCBI's taxonomy places the organism in Eukaryota, Metazoa, Chordata, Actinopteri, Labriformes, Labridae.
AUUUCUUUUUGUUCGUGAAAUAUUUAAAUAAUUCAAGAGAAUAAUCUGUUUUAUUCAUUUAUUUAAUGUUUGUGGCAUUCAGUGAAAUUUAUUUAAUGAUCAGGAAUUUUUUUGCACAGUUAGUCUCAGGGCCACCAUAGAUAGGCUCGUACUGGACAAUGCAAAUCUGUUAACCUUUCCCAAAGAUGCAAUUUUAUAUAAACAAUGGUCCAAAACUAAAAGUAUUUCCUGGAUAAAACUAAAGGAUAUCAAAUAUAUUUCUCAUGGUUGUGCAUUCAUUUUCAACUUUUUCCUGUUUUAUCUUGUUGGCCGCCUUGCAUGGCACUGAUUUUGUGCAUGUAUUUCAAUUGUAAUUAGAUGAAAAGUCAUGUAUUUUACGCUUUAGGAUUCUUCUUCUCUGCCUGCCCAUGUCACCAUUCCCAUCCUAAUAAGCACUGUUUGUCUCUUCUGUUGACAGGAGCUGCAGAUGCAUGAGAGUCUUGUCUUUCCUGCACUCUCUGAUUCUCGUACAUAUAUCUGAGUUUGUGAAACAGUCCUGGCGACGCACGGAGAGCCCCGGGGAUUAUUGUCAUAGCCAACCCCGAUAUUAUAGAAUUACAGUCAGACAGAGCGACUCCUGGUGCUGCGCGGACAAUUACUCUGCGGCCUGGAGCUCUGUGGAAAAGCUGCAUUAGAGGAAAAACCCUCAGUCUAUCAGAUGCUGCAAAACAGGGAAGUGUUUGCAGAUAAUGUGUCAAUACCAAGCAAAGUAGGCACAGCGGGGCUCAGAGGGGGUCCGAGCCGGCCUUAUUAGACAAUUCCUCUCCAAUAAGAAAUUCAGCAUGGGUGCAAAAACUUUCAAUUUCAAUGUUUGCCCUAUUUUGGGACCAUGUGAAUCUUGCUUGGUCUACAAAUCUGACUCUGGUUUCUCUGGGUUGGGGAAAGCUUUGAUGUUGCUGUGAGCGUACUGUAAAAUCUUCAAAGUCCCUCUGGAUCUGCAGGAGCUGUCACAGAGAAACCACACGUUCAUAUUAGAUUUCUAAAGCAAAGACAUUAAACAGUGUGAUGGCUUUUUGGCACCUUUAUCCUGGAGCAUUUUACAGCGGCGUUUGGCUCCCUCUUGUGGAUUUUUAACUCCCUGCACUGUGAGAGCAGGCUUCGCGGUGGAUUAUCAGCUGCUGCCAUCUUGUGGUUAAAAGUAUACUGCACAUAAAAACUUUGGUGUGGAGGUGAAUGUGUGUAACAGAGUUUGCAACUCGUGCGAGGCGGCACAAGGUGGUAGUGUGCGUCCACAAGAGAGGUUUCUGGACUUGAUCUGAACCAGGAUGUUAAAAUCUAAGGCUGUGGGCUAAACCGUCUGCUUAACGAAAAAUGAAAAUAGAAAAUAAAUGUCUUACAAGACCACAGAUUAAAGGUAAAACUGACCUCACAUGGUUUAGUAAUGCAGGAGCAGUUCAGAGACAGGGGUCACAACACUUUUGGUUGAGAGUUAUCAGGCUGAUAAGAAUUAGGGGUUGUUUAUUGUGUCUCUCUGACCAGGUUCAAGCUCUUUAACUCUCAGCUUCUCCUGCAAAGAUUGUCUCUUUAGACACAUUAUUUUCCAGUGACUUAUCGGAGUUUUCUCUUAUAUCUUUCUUCUCUUUUUCCAGGGUGGCACCAGACUCAUGGAAACCAUUGGUUCCUGGAUUUUCUUCAUGAAGCCCAAGAUGACAAUCACAUCAUCGGAGACGCUGAAUCUGGUAACGGGAAGAGAGGUAAAACCGAGGUUAGUGUCUUGCAACUUGGCGACCUGUCAGUCCAAUCAGCCAUGACCCUAAUUAAGCCCAAUUAUAUAGGGUGACCAUAUUCUGACUUCCCAAAUAGAGGACACGGCUACAGGGACGGAGUCACAGAGACGCACAAAGUUCAUUUUGAGAGUUUUUUACACGCUUCUAACUCAGUAAGUCCACAUGGCACAAAAUCGAAACUUGCGUACAAAACCGUGGACAUUUGAAGGAUUUUAUAAACUUCCUCGGACAAAGCCGGACAGUCCCCAAAAAAGAGGACAUGUCCGGGUAAAAGAGGACGUAUGGUCACUCUAAAUUUAUCCUUGAUAAAGUCAAGUUUAAAAAGUCCCCCCAGAACCAGCGGGACUUAAAAUAUAUGAGGCAAUCCCAUCAGGGUUGUCUGCCUCCGGUGGACACUACAGGUACUGCCGUUUCCUUCAUUUCUCUUUCUUGUCUCUUUCUUAAUCAAAGAGACAAAAAAAACUCACCUACUCUCUUCCAGCAGCCGCUUGUUUGUAGCGAGACCUCGGGGCAGUCCAUUACAGACUACAGCGGGGAAGCUCAUGGAAGAACAUUUAUGAUCAUUUCGUUAUCAGAAUCAGAAUCAGAAAUACUUUAAAAAUGAAAUAAAGUAAAAAUAUAGAGAUAAAUGGAUAAAAUAAGUAAAAAUAUGGAGAUAAUAUACAAGUAUUUACACUAUAAACAACACAAAUAGUGGCAUCGUAUGCAUGUAAAACAGUGAGCAGAGUCCAGGUAAAGACUACUGACUGAGGGUGUCAGAGUCUCUGAGGGAGGAGUUAAAAAGUCUGAUGACCACCGUCAGGAAAGAUUUCCUGUGGCGCUCCAUGGUGCAUCGUGGAGCGAGGAGCCUUCACUGUGGAGAGGGUGGGAGACAUUGUCCAGUAUGGAGUGGAGCUUGGACGGCAUCCUCCUCUCUGACACGGCCAGCAGGGAGUCCAGCUCCACCUCCACAACAUCACCGGACGGUUUAUUGAGUCUGUUGGAGUCAGCGACUCUCAGCCCGCUGCCCCAGCAUGCAAAGUACUACGACAAAGUAACUCGGACAUAGACAGGUUGUAAAUAUACAAUGAUUAGGGAAAGGUCAAACAGAUACAAACUGUCAUAAGUAGAACACAGACUAAUCAUCAAACAGUGACAGAGACAAUAUAAGUUUAAAUAAGGAAAGAAACAUGAUCAUAACAAAUAAUGAUGUGUUUAAGACAUGAUUAGAUGAGAUUUUAAUGAUAUUUUAAAGGAUUUGAUUUUAGAGAUGCAUCCAGAUUAUUCCAUAGUUUCAGUCCUCUAAAAGUGAUGUUAGAAUGAUGACUAGAAGUUCGACAGGAAGGUAACUGGAGAUGGCCAUUUUGUCUUGUUAAGUACGAGUGAAGGUCAGAUGAAAAGGUAAAAUAGAUUCAGAAAGUUUCAGGAAGGUUUUGUUUCUUAUCGAUAAACUUGUGGACAAACAAACAAGAGUGAAAAACAUUGAGUUUGUCAAUCGGUGAGAUGGAGUAUUUAGAAAAGAGGUGCAGAAGGUUCAUGUCUGCUGGAUCGUGAUAUCAUUCUUAAGAAUCUUGCAUUUCCAUGAGAAAUGAUCAUAAAUGUUCUUCCUUGAGCUGCGGCACCCCGCUGUUGUCCGCAAUGAACUGGCCUGAGGUCUCGCUACAAACAAGCGGCUGCUGGAAGAGAGUAGGUGAGUUGUGUUUAGUCUCUUUGCUAAAGAAAUUAGGCAAAGCUAAAAAGAUGUUUGGUGGCUAGUACUAUGGCUGGGACCGCUGUGUAUUGCUAUUGUGCGGUCGUUUCUAAAGUUGGUAUAACUAGAGAAGUAAGCGGUCGGCAACAUUCCUCUCUGGUCGGGGUGUCUAACUCGGCGUCACGGUGUGUUUGACCCUAAAUUAAUUCUGCACUGGAAUAUCCCUUUAAGUUAAACUAUGGUUGGAGUUCAGUUAGGCGUUUUAGUUGGUGGCGCCCCCUUUUAUUACCGCUCCUCUUCGCUAGGAUGACCUGAUUUGUACCAAACAAAGGUGUUAGAGGUCUUACGGUAGUUUUUUGCAUCAUUCCUUCGUCUGCCGAUGUUUUGUUUACCACCUGGUUUCCAAAGCAACACAAGAGAUUCAAGCGGUCUGCAACAUUCAUCUUUCCAGGGGGCGUCUAACUUGGUGUCUAACUUGGUGUUUGACCCUAAAUCAAUUUUACGACGUAAUAUCCCUUUAAGAAGCAGGUCCAUCUGCCUCUCUGUUGAGCCUCUCCUAAAGGUUUUUCCAGGGGAAACAUUUGGAACCAGUGACCCACUGAGAUCUGAAUGAGGAGGACAUGACCACACCUCCUGUUACUCACUCUGUGUGGAUUGGCUGCUGGGAGUUCUCUCGCUCCUGGAUGUGGCUGCUGUUGAGGGUUUAUACUAUUAAAACUCUCCACUCUGCUCCAUCCUCUUUGACACUUGUUGCUGCUGCCUGCGCAGAGAGAGAGAGAGAGAGAAAGAGAGAGAGAGGGAGAGAGAGAAGGAGAGAGAGAGGGAGAGGACACCUGAACCGAUCUGCUCUUUCUUUUGGGAUUUCCCGCGGGGAGUGAUGAACUCCAUCGACCCCCAGUCCCAUCACCAGCACCACCAGCACACCUCCCCUACCGUCGGAUCUCUCCCACCCAAAGGCGCCCAGGAGGCCCCGGACAUGGCCGCUGUGUACUGCGACAACUUCAGCAGCAUGUACCACCAGCAGAGCCUGCAGGGCGCGCAGAGACCCGCGGGGUACGGCAUCGGGGAUUACGCAUCGUCUCCAAACCCGUACCUGUGGCUCAACGGGCCGGGCGUCAACUCCUCCGCGUCCUACCUGCACGGAAACAACCCGGCCUCCUUCAUCCCGCCCUCCUACGGCUCCCAGCGGCAGUUCAUAACGAACUCACCUGGCUUCGGAGGGCCAGACCUGGGCUGGUUAUCCAUCGCCAGCCAGGAGGAGCUGCUGAAGCUGGUCCGGCCGCCCUACUCCUACUCCGCGCUCAUCGCCAUGGCCAUCCAGAACGCGCAUGAGAAGAAGCUGACCCUGAGCCAGAUCUACCAGUAUGUGGCUGACAAUUUCCCCUUUUAUAAGAAGAGCAAAGCCGGCUGGCAGAACUCGAUCCGGCACAACUUGUCUCUGAACGACUGCUUCAAGAAAGUGCCGAGGGACGAGGACGAUCCAGGUACAGUGAACGCACCAAAGACGUGUAUUUUAUAACUUUACGCACGAGUUUACGCAUAUUUAAUGUUUUUGUUAGCAUGAAUAAUGGGAAUAAACGAGACUUUUUUACGCACCUUCAAUGCAAACACUCAAUAAAUUCUCAAAAGUCAUUAUAAACCUGACCUUACACUGUAAAAUAAUGCAUGAAAUUAAGAAAAGUGAUUCAUAUUUCUGAGUUGACUGAUUUUAAAAUUACAAGUUGAGCUCUUUCACUCACAUAAACUUUAUCAGAAGUUAUUAAACUUGAUAUCCUACACUGUAAAAAAUGAUGGUUACCUCUUCUCAAAACAGAGUCCAGGCUGCCAUCAGAGUUUCAGUUCAAUUAAUAUGUGAUAAAAAGUUGAACUUAAUAUGUAAAAGUUCCAAAAAAUCCUUCUUAAAUUGGAUCUUACACUGUAAAAAAAUACUUGAUUUAAAAAAAAUGUAUUGUAAUAUUUGUUCAUAAAAACUAAUGAUAUAUAUAAAAAAAUCUUAUUAAUUUGUUUAAAAAAAAAGUGUUCAUCUGAUUUAAUUGGGGAUAAAAAGUUGAGAUCUAUUUGGGUUCAUUUAUAAAAAUUUCUUGUCAAACUAACUGACUUUUGAUUGUUCAGUUUUUGUCGUCAGUGCACGGCCAAGCAGGACAUAAACCAAACCUUAUCGUAAUAACGCGACACAGACGGCCACAGCUUUAUAAAAUCACUCUGUACGUAUAAAAAUAUCUUCAACAGCGAACUCUUAAUUCGAUAAAUCCCUCCUCGUUUCAGUUAAAUCACUUUUUUAACGAUGUAAAAGCUCUCAUCAGUCGAGAUGACUUUCACGUUAAAUAUUGACUUAUCACAACACAUAUAUUAAAUUAAACUGGGGUUGAAUUGUCAGUUGCAGUGACUGAGUAUGUUUUUGCAGUGUAAGUUUGGUUAAAAAGUUUUAUCAACACUUUAAACUUUUUGCAAAAAAAACCAACAGGCCUUAAAACAUGAGCAUAGCAUAAAAACAUUAUAAUAAUACAUGAAAAAUAACUGCUGAUUCAUAGAGUUUUGCAAGAGUUUUGCAUCUGUUUUCUAAAGACAUAAAGUUACUCUGCAAAAACUCAAAACUCAAACAUCUUUGUUUUAUUUCUAGUUAUAAAACCAGGUAAAUGUUUUAUUUUAAUGGACUAAAAUCCAAAAUUAAGACCUGAGCUGCUUGCAAUCAGUAAAAAAAGUGGAGCGAUAAAUUAUAUUUAGACAUUUUUUAAGACAUAAGACGAGGAACUUAAACUUUAUUUCUAUAACACUUUGUUUUUUUCCCCCAAGUUGCAGUUUUAUCCCUUAUUUGGAGAAAUCAGGUCAUAUUUUUGGGCUCGUCAUGUAUCAAAAAACAGAAAUCUAUCUUGGUUUACUAGGUACAUGUGACGUAUAUUACCAGAAAUAAGACACAUGCUUAAUUUAAGGUUUUUGCAGUGAAAGGGCUCCAUAUUUAAUAUUAGAAAAUCUUCUUUAUACCCAAUAUAUCAAUGAAAUAUUUAACUAUAUUAUGUCGUCUCUCAAAUAUUAUUCAUGCUUGCUACUGUACAAUAAAAAUGCUGUUUUAAUCCUCAUAUAUAUCUCAGCUUAAAGCAGGAGCUCCUGAACUUUUCAGCCUGUGACUUUCACUGAUAUUAGAUCAACAUAUAAACAGGAUAUUAAAAUAAAAAUUAAAAAUCAUUUUAGAGUUAAAAUAAAUACAAAAAAGGGCUUCAAUGUAGAAAACACGUUAUCUAAGGUGAGUCUGUUUGAAGUCAUAUCCCUAACUAGUCCAUAUAGACGUUUUACUUAAACAGCAAAUGCAAAAUAAAACAGUGAUCUCUCAUAAUAAGUACAUUAAAUGUCAGUUUUAACGUCUUAAUUUAAGAUAUUUCACAAGUGUAUUUUUCUUAUCUUAGAGGCCGUUUUUCUCUCAUCAUGACCGGUUCAGACCUCUUUUUUUUUUUUUUGCUCAUAUUUUAGAUUCGAUGUCUGUUUGAGAUUUUCAGGUGAGCAUAGUUUUAAAUUAGCCUGAUAAUGACUUAAUUUUAUUAGAAAUAAGACAAAAAAAAAUUGCUUUGCUUUGAGUUUUUGGAGUAAAGACGCCUAAAAGUAGAGACUUGUGUGCUCACAUGUUGCUGUUAUUAUUCUGUCAUGAUCACCUCAGGGGUCAUGUGGCGAUGCAGGAAACUAGCAGUGAUGACACGUUUGUAAAAUCUUAAAUAUUUUUUAAAAAGGAUAAUUAAGUAAAAGAAACAGGUUCAAUUAUGAGCAGAGUUUUUUGGACGUCACCUUUGACCCCUUUGACAGUGUCUCACAAGCUCCACUUUGGAGUCACCGCUCCAGACCGCAAUAACAGUCAGCUCAGAAAAGUUUGUGAAAUUUGAGACGUUAUAAUCAUUUCAAAACGUGAGACAGAAGUCGCUGCAGUUGACUUUCAGUGAGUUUAUUUGUUGUUUUUUAAAAAGACCAAAAAGAGUAAAAAAUUUGGAAAAAUUAAGAAGAUUUUUAUGGAAAAUAAUCUGUAACUUCAUUUAAAAUAAAUUCAAAUUUCAGUCAAAUUCUUGGUUUUAUUUCAUUUCCUUGUUUCUUUGUUCCUCACAGGAAAAGGAAACUACUGGACCUUGGAUCCAAACUGUGAAAAGAUGUUUGACAACGGGAAUUUCCGCAGGAAAAGAAAAAGACGCUCAGACCCCAGCAGCGCAGGAGGAGCCGCAGCAGUCGGAGCGUCAGGGGCCACAAAAGUGGAGGACAGUAGGCCGGCGCUGGGGGCCUCACUGAAGCCUGCAGACAGUCCUCAGCUGCUGGGGCCGGCCUCUCCGGAGAUGGAGGCCAUGAACGACAACCACAAGGGCUCCUCGUCGUCGUCUUCGCCACCCGGACUGUCCUCCAGCGCUGCGUGUUUUAAUAAUUUUUACAGCAGCAUGUCCACGCUCGGUUCAGGGGGCCCCAGCCGGCAGGGGUCCCUGGGACUGGUGAACGAGCUGUCAAACAGGAACAUUACCGCCUUGAGCCCGUACCACCUGAACCACGGCGGGCAGGACACGGGGGCCGCCGAGCACAGCGAGGGUCUGCAUUUUAACCGUGGAGUGUACUACAACACGUUUGGCGGCGGGCAGAGCGGACAGUUCAACAGUCACUUCUACAACAGCUUCAGCGUCAACAGCCUGAUUUACCCGCGAGAGGGGAGCGAGCUAUAGGAGCGAGGUUUAUUAAGACCUGCGGCCGGGUGAAUCCGUCUGAGACGCAAGAAACAAAAAAAACGAACGCUGACUUCAUCUGAGAGAGGCGCCUGACCUGGUGCAUGCUGGGUAGCUUCUCUCUGCAUCAUAAACACAGACGCCCCGUCAUCAGUCAGUUCACUGGAGAGAGUCUGUAAGUUAUUGAACUUGAGGAGAAACUCGAGCUGUGGAAACACCAGCCUGAAACAAAAACGAGCACUUAUCCUUUUACUCUUUUUUUAAACUACUAUCUUAAAGCUUCGUCUUCACGCUAAAAACACGUGCAAAGGAAGUCAACUACUGAACA